GGAAAAUUUUAUAUAUUCACGACGAUUCAAGGCUAAAACGUAAUUUUGUAAAAUGUCUGUGACCUUUGCUCAACGCGGCAGACCAUCUCUAACGCCAGCACAGAUACAAAAGAUGCUCGAUGAAAACAGUCAACUAAUACAGACUAUUCAAGAGUAUCAAAGUAAAGGCAAACCGCAAGAAUGUAUACAGUAUCAACAACUGUUGCAUCGUAACCUUGUGUAUUUGGCAUCUAUUGCAGAUGCUAAUCAAAAUAUACAAGCAUUGCUUCCGGUAAUAUAUCCACCACAAGGAAUUCCAAAUGGACCACAACAUCCGAUAAUCAGUCCACAAGGGCUUCCAAGUGGUCCAGGAAAUUCAGCUGGUCCAGGAGCAGAUAUGCCUCCUAAUACGCAACCGACAUUACCAAUGUCUAAUUUUAAUCAAGGACAACCUAUGACGCAGGGUGGUUAUCGAGGACCUGUAAUGCCUGGUCAAGGCCCUGCUAUUAACAGACCUACUGCUGCACCUGGACCUCAACAAUAUAGAGGCGGUCCUCAAUACUCACAACAACCAACACAGCAAGCAUAUCCUGCUCAAUAUGCUAAUCAAAAUCCAGGGUCUAAUUAUCAAGGACCCCAAGGAGCUGCAUAUACGCCUGGUCAACCAAAUCAAUAUGGGCCACCAAAUGCAUCUCAGCCACAAGGAUAUAAUACAUCUUCGCAGCCAAAUUAUGGGCCUCCAACAACAGUAAAUAGCUAUGGUCCACAACCAGGUUAUCCUCCUCCAGGAUCAACUCAGCCACCUGCUGGAUAUGGACCUCCCCCACCAAAUCAACAAGGCUAUCCUCCUUCUAAUACAUCUCAACAAAACUUCCAAUCUGGUGGUCAACAACAACAAACUGGACAAUAUGGAAAUCCAAGUCCACAACCAAACUAUCAACAAGCUCCAUCACAACCCCCACCACAAAAUGCAUACGGAGCUGGCCAACCAGGAACUUAUCCUCCACCUUCCUCUCAAGCUUAUGCCAAUAAUGUAUCUCCGCAAAACUAUCCACCUCCUCCUACAUCUAGCACAGCUCAACCCUCACAACCAGGCUCACAGCAAACUUCUGGACCUCAAUCCAGUUACGGUAAUCAAUCAAGUCCUGGUCCUGGUCCAACACAAUAUGGUCCAGCUUCUACCUCUCCUCCAUUUAGUACUGCGGCAGCAAGUGCUGCUAAUACAUAUGCUCAAAGUAGUCAACCAACUAGUACACCAUCUGCUUCCACACAGACUUAUUCACCAAGCAGUGGUCCACCCCCUACAUCUCAGGGUGGAAACUAUGCUCCUGUUCCAACGCCUUCUGUUUAUCCAGUUCAUCAAACGCCUCAUCCAAGCUCUCAUCCAUCACAUCCAUCUUCACAUCAAUCGCCAAUCGCUAAUACAUAUGUUCAAAGUAGUCAACCAACUAGUACGCCAUCCGCUUCCACACAAACUUAUUCGCCAAGUAGUGGCCCACCACCAACAUCUCAAGGUGGGAAUUAUGCUCCUGUUGUACCCACAUCUUCCGUCUAUCCAGUUCAUCAAAAUCCUCAUCCUAAUUCUCAUCCGAACCAUCCACCUUCUCAUCAAUCACCUCAUCAACCUCCUCAUACUCCACACCAACCUCCCCAUCAACCAUCUCAUCAACCACCAUCUCAUCAACCUUCUCAUCAACCUCCUCCACAGUCUCAACAACAAUCUCAAAAUCCUCCACAAUCACAGCAGCAACAAUCCCCAAGUCCUGCUUCAAGUGGAUUUCAACCAUCAUCCGGUCCACCCCAGGGCCCUGCACCACCACCGGGACCCCAACCGCAACCAGGAUAUGGACCUGCAACAACACAAACAUAUGUCCCACCAACUCCUGGGGGCCAGCCACAGGUUUACACCCCACAUCCGCCACAGGGAGGUCAACAUUAUGGGCAUCCCCAAUAUCCUCCACAAAGUUAUCCACCUCCACCAACAGGACAAGGUUAUCCACAAUACCCACCACGACCACCCGGUGGACACAUGCCUCCUCCACCAGGACCACAAGGACCACCACCACCUAAUCAGUAUGGAGGAUAUGGAUAUCAACCUCCUCCACAAUAGAACAAACUAUAGUUAAAAGAAAAGAAGAAACAAACAUGAAUGUUUUACUCUCUAUCUCUGUCUCUUUCUCUAUCUCUAUCUUUAUUUUUAUCUCUAUAUUUGAGAAAUAUUUUUUGUAAAAUUUUAUUUUUACCGCAUUGAACAUACAGAGUAUUAUUGUUGAAGAAAA
Messenger RNA from Polistes canadensis, 2258 nucleotides. RefSeq names its product extensin. Lineage: Eukaryota; Metazoa; Arthropoda; Insecta; Hymenoptera; Vespidae. The record is from RefSeq and is a predicted model, not a curated record. The transcript is spliced from 6 exons. The coding region runs from base 53 to 2089 and encodes 678 amino acids.